Tyto alba (common barn owl) is the source of this 1423-nucleotide messenger RNA. It is a transcript of the gene NECAB2, whose product is annotated as N-terminal EF-hand calcium binding protein 2. Gene Ontology annotation, cellular component: cytoplasm. NCBI's taxonomy places the organism in Eukaryota, Metazoa, Chordata, Aves, Strigiformes, Tytonidae. Gene Ontology annotation, molecular function: calcium ion binding. The transcript is spliced from 13 exons. Gene Ontology annotation, biological process: regulation of amyloid precursor protein biosynthetic process. Bases 38 to 1198 code for a protein of 386 amino acids. The record is from RefSeq and is a predicted model, not a curated record.
GGGAGUCCCCAGCUCCGGCAUGAGGCCGGGCUGAGCGAUGUGCGAGCAGGCAGCGCGCUACUGCCGGGCCGGCGUGCAGAGGCUGCUGCGCAAACCUCCGCCGGCGCUGCGCGGGCUGGACGGGCUGCUGCGCUGGGUGGUGGCCAGGAUGGGCGACAAGGGCGUCGCCGAGCGGGAGCUGCUCACCCCGGGCGCCGCCGCCGCGCAGAGGAAGGGCACCUCCGUCAUCCUCGAUAUUUUCAGAAGAGCUGACAAAAAUGAUGACGGGAAGCUGUCCCUGGAGGAGUUCCAGGCCUUUUUUUCUGACGGGACACUCAACGAAGAAGAACUUGAGAAGCUCUUUCAUACCAUUGACUCUGACAACACCAACAACGUGGACACCAAGGAGCUGUGCGACUAUUUUGCUGAUCAUAUGGGAGACUACGAAGAUGUCUUGGCCUCACUGGAGACGCUGAACCUCUCCAUCCUGAAGGCGAUGGACUACACCAAACGGGUGUACGAGAGCGGCAGCAACGUGGACCAGUUCGUGACCCGCUUCCUGCUGAAGGAGACGGCGAACCAGACCCAGUCGCUGCUGAGCUCUGUGGAGAGUGCCGUGGAUGCCAUCGACGAGCAAACCAGCCCUGCCAGGCACUACCCCAGCAAGGCUGGGCACGGUCUGAUGGACACCUGGUACGACAGCCCCGUGCCCAGCUACUCGCCCACCAGCUGGAUGGUCCCCAGGGAGCACGGGAAGAACUUCCAGACUGGUUCCCCCGAUACCAAGGCAGAGGGGCUGGAGGGGCAGAUCAACAGGCUGGCCGAGCUGAUCGGCAGGCUGGAGGACAAGACUCUCUGGUUUGACCUGCACCAGCGGCUGUCGGACAGCGAGAGCGCAGCUUGCACGUACCUCCUCCUGGUGCGGGAUGAGAUGACGGUGUCGCACAAGCACCUGGGCGAGUUUUGCAGCUCCUUGAAGCAGUACCUGAAGAGUGUGGCCGGGGAGCGGGACUGCUUCCACGUCACCGCAGUGAAGCUGCCCGAUGGGGUCACCUUCAUCGUCUACGAGUUCUGGGAGACUGAGGAGGACUGGAAGAGGCACCUGCAGAGUGCCACCUGCAAGGGCUUUCAGCACGUCAAGGUGGACACGCUGAGCCAGCCUGAGGCCGUUUCCAGCGUGGCCGUGCCAGCUGCCUGGUGCACCCUGAGCCGAGAGUGACCGCUGGUGCCGGGGGGGCCCGCCAGCACCCGGCCCCGCUGCGGGGUGGCUGUGACCCCCCCCUAUGUGGCUGGGGGGUGGGAGGUGUCAGUGUGACCUGUCUGCAGUGAAGGAAACCCCCGUGUGUGUCUCAGCACCCCAUAGGGUCAUUGUCUGUGUCCCGUCCCCCCCUUCUCCCUCACCCCAUCACCUGGAUCACCUCUCCCUGGAGUGGGGUGGUCUUUG